Molecule: messenger RNA, 1240 nt
Organism: Trifolium pratense (red clover)
Lineage: Eukaryota; Viridiplantae; Streptophyta; Magnoliopsida; Fabales; Fabaceae
Product: ras-related protein RABH1b
Exons: 6
Coding region: 162-779 (205 amino acids)
Molecular function (GO): GTP binding; GTPase activity
Source: RefSeq, a predicted model, not a curated record
UGUCGAUCCAGUUGAUAGUUAAAUAACUAAACACCGAAAUGACUAAAUCUCUCACAAGUCUCCUCAGUCACCACUACUCACCACCAAGCGAGUCAAGGGGUUUUCUCGUCUUCUUCCUAUCUUCUUCUUCUUUGUUUUUGUAAUCAUCAUUUGAUUCAAAAAUGGCGCCAGUUUCAGCUCUAGCGAAAUACAAGCUGGUAUUCUUGGGUGACCAAUCCGUUGGCAAAACCAGCAUCAUCACUCGCUUCAUGUACGAUAAGUUCGACAAUACGUAUCAGGCAACAAUUGGCAUUGAUUUUCUAUCGAAAACCAUGUAUCUUGAAGAUCGAACUAUUCGACUACAGUUGUGGGAUACAGCUGGACAAGAAAGAUUUAGAAGUCUUAUUCCAAGCUACAUCAGGGACUCAACUGUAGCUGUUGUUGUGUAUGAUGUUGCGAGUCGGCAGACUUUCCUGAACACAACAAAUUGGAUUGAAGAGGUGCGAACAGAAAGAGGCAGUGAUGUCAUUAUUGUUCUUGUUGGGAACAAAACUGAUCUCGUUGAGAAGAGACAAGUCUCCAUAGAGGAAGGGGAAGCAAAAGCACGAGAGCUGAAUGUCAUGUAUAUUGAAACUAGUGCUAAAGCUGGAUUUAAUAUUAAGGCCCUUUUUCGGAAAAUUGCUGCUGCAUUACCUGGAAUGGAAACAGUAUCUUCUGCAAAACAAGAGGGCAUGGUUGAUGUAAACUUAAAGUCUUCAUCUGGCAAUGCUCAAGCUCAGUCAAGUGGAUGUUCUUGUUGAACAUGCUUUAUCUCUUACUCGUGCUGCCGUGCACCAUUCUGUGUCAUGCUUGUUGUAAAAUUUUCAAACUUGACAUUAAAUUAUGUUCAUUUUGUUAGUUGUCCUUAAGUCUUAGCUCAACUGGCAAUGCCAAUAUUGCUAGGCUGGACGUCUUCACUCGGGUUCGAACCCGAACCUCACAGUGUCUUUGAGUUUCGGUGGUAUUUCCCACUUCAUUUAUGGACCCAAUUUUUUUAUUGUUGAUGUGAACCUAACAAUCUUCUGGUGGCCAUGAAUUUCAACCUCACUCUGGUGGAUGUGAUGUUCUUGCUGAAUGUGCCUUAUCACGAUCACGAUGUUCGUGGAUAUUUAUGAUUUAUUUUAUUUGCUUUGAACUGUAUUAAUACUAAAAUGUUGUAAUUGUCUGGUGGAUGUUCUUGCCGAAUCAUGAUUCAUGAUAGAAGUUCUCUUUCUUUUCUCUA